Molecule: messenger RNA, 1390 nt
Organism: Fundulus heteroclitus (mummichog)
Lineage: Eukaryota; Metazoa; Chordata; Actinopteri; Cyprinodontiformes; Fundulidae
Product: rac GTPase-activating protein 1
Exons: 10
Coding region: 151-1227 (358 amino acids)
Source: RefSeq, a predicted model, not a curated record
CACCUGUCAGCCUUUAUUCCCUCCACCAGUUUAGCUGAUUAGCGCCGGCGACCAACCAGGUGUCUCAUCGGGGUUUGCUGUUACGUUUUUAUUUAAAACAGGAAGAAGCUCAGGCUGUCUUUCUCUGCUUAAAGAAGCUUUUCCCAGGUGAUGGGGGACCCUCGGCCCUUGAUGGAACAGCUGCUGGCUCUGGUUCAGCAGAGGAUCAAUAUAGAAGAGAGCAGCAUGGCUGUAGAGCGAGAGUUCUGUGAAGUGGUGAAGAACUUUGAGGCAGUGAGGAAGAGCUGGCAGCAAGCAGAGCUGGAGCUGAAGAAGCACAAAGAGCUGCUGGUGAAGUCUGACGUGGCCAAAGCUACUCUAGAGAUCAAACUCAAACAUGCUCGGAACCAGCUGGACGUGGAGAUGAAGAAGCGAUACAAGAUGGAGGCUGACUACCAUUAUCUGAAGAGGCAGAUGCAGCUCAUGUGUGACAUCGUGGUCCAGGACAGGAAAUCCAGCGCCUGUCUGAAUGAUGAGCAAAAAUCCCUCUUGGCCACAUUGGAGCACCGAGGAGGCAACACCACACUUCAUAGAAACAGCAAGCGCAGGCUGUCGGUGAUCGACGAGUCGUCCUUCCUGUCUCACUCUGACAUCAGCUACGAUCGUACUGACGACGACGUGGACUUGGACACAGCGAUGAUCAAACCUCUGAGGUCUCGAGCCCGAGAGCGGAGGCGCUCUUCCAUGGGCCCGGGGGUUGGAGGUCCAUUUGUGAAGCGGAGCAGAAGUGGAAAUGUGUCUGCAGAGCUUCAUGAGAAGAACAUGGUUGAGAAGGAGGUAGAGUCCACUGUGAAGGCAUCCGUGACCACUCCACAUAGAGGACAGAUCCACAUGGUUCUGGGAAUUACACAGGAGAGUCCAGAAGACCCGGUUCGAUCAGUCACCCAGGAAUGUGCCAUCUCAGUCGGGGGAGGAGGAGAUAAGACGUCCUUGUGGAGUUCUAACAACGAGGCCUUGGUGGCGCUUGAUGUUCCUGUGAAGGACCGAGACAUUUCAGCUAUCGCUCCACAGAAGAUCUCCGCACAUGUGUUUCUGUCUAAAACGGUGAUCCGGACAGAGACAUGCGUGCCGUGUGGAAAGAGGAUUCGCUUUGGGAAGAUGGCUGUGAAGUGCAGGAACUGUCGCCUGGCUGCUCAUCCAGAGUGCCGACAGAAGUUCCCAAAUGGCUGCUCUCAGGGGCGGUCCUAGCCUGCUGGGCGCCCUGGGCCAACAAUACCCCCUCCACCCGCUUCGGCAUCACAAACAAAUAAAGAUAGAGAUACUUUUAAUGUAUAAAAUAAAAAAAAUUUACACAGAUGACAUAAAAAACAAGGCAUUUCUAAAAUCUACCAAUAAAAAGCAUUUAUGGAAA